This is a messenger RNA of Zygotorulaspora mrakii, 1359 nucleotides long. RefSeq lists its product as uncharacterized. The transcript has a single exon. The record is from RefSeq and is a predicted model, not a curated record. Gene Ontology annotation, cellular component: intracellular anatomical structure. Gene Ontology annotation, biological process: nitric oxide catabolic process; cellular response to nitrosative stress. NCBI's taxonomy places the organism in Eukaryota, Fungi, Ascomycota, Saccharomycetes, Saccharomycetales, Saccharomycetaceae. Bases 1 to 1359 code for a protein of 452 amino acids. Gene Ontology annotation, molecular function: heme binding; oxygen binding; nitric oxide dioxygenase [NAD(P)H] activity.
AUGAAUUCUACUAAAAAUACACUUUACAAUCCUUUGGAUCGUUCUCAGAUUGAGUUUAUACCUAGCCAUUUUGAUGUUGUUACAGAUAGCUUAAUACCAAUCCAAGAAAGUUAUUCUAGCGACGUCUCAUCAAUUUCUGAUCGAUCCCAUUUAUCUGCUAAAGAGUUGAAUAUCACAGCCAGGAGAGGCUCGUUCACGAUAAGUGAUAUAAUUUCAAAUGGUGUGAGUAGAAUACAAUCUCAUGAUUCGUCUCUGGACGACGCAUACCAUUUGCAGCGCAUUUCGACUACUGAAUCACUGGGCUCCAGUGUUCUUGACCGUAUUAGGUAUAAAAUCGUUUUAAAAUUGAACCCAAAGGAAAAACAACUGGUGAGAGAAUCAUGGGAAAUGAUCCUAAACGAAGACGUUACUAGCAAGCAAUUGAAGCCAAAACCACAUACAGGUAAAACAUUUAAUGUGUCAAAUUUACUUCCUAUGAGCUCCAGUACUAGUGAAAAAAAUUCAGAGUCUGAUUCCAGUGUAGUCAGUGCAAGUCACGUACCUGAGCCAAAAGGAAACACAAUAAGUAGGACGUUUGCCAGCUCUUUAUUCUGUUCACAGUUCUAUGCCAAUUUGCUGUCUAUGGAUCCUGACUUAGAGAGAAUGUUUCCUUCGAUAAAGCAUCAAGCCACAGCUUUUGCAGGUGUUCUCAAUGCAGCAAUCUCGAAUCUAGAAAAUUUACGAGCAAUAGAGGGCUAUUUAAUUUCCUUGGGGAAAAGACAUGCUAGGAUUUUGGAUAUAGAACCUCCUCAUUUUGAACUAAUGGGAAUUGCAUUUUUAAAAACUUUACAGGACCGUUUUGGUGUUCAUUGCACAAUUGAGCUCGAAGAAGUGUGGUCAAGACUUUACUCGUACUUAGCAAACAGCAUAUUGCAGUUUGGCAUUGACCCGGUGUUGCAACUCAAUGUGGACAAAGAUGAAAUUAUUUUCCCUGUCCCUAACCUCGUCGAAGGGUCUGGCUCUACCAUAAGUCGACUGAACAGCAACGAUUCACAGGACGGAGCAAAAUCAUUACGAUCCAUUUUUUUAAGUAGAACUACGUCGGCACAUCAGAAAUCUCAUGACCCAAUCCAAAACAAGCCACGUCACCAGGCGCAGCUGCCGGAUCAUGCAAGCAUAAGUGGGGGCGCCCGAAAGAGAACACCAGGCUCUUCUAUGGCACCUUCAAGAAGUGGAACGGCAAGUAUUUCGUCGGCAAUACCUGUAAGGAGGCAACCACAUGCGGUAAGUCGUACCAAAGUUUCCGACUCAAAACCUGGACACAAGAAAGCUACCUCCAAAUUGAGUCUUUCCAGUAACGAAGAUUGUUGUAUUAUGUAA